Centruroides sculpturatus (bark scorpion) is the source of this 2979-nucleotide messenger RNA. Its product is annotated as SCY1-like protein 2. Bases 143 to 2758 code for a protein of 871 amino acids. Gene Ontology annotation, molecular function: ATP binding; protein kinase activity. The record is from RefSeq and is a predicted model, not a curated record. Gene Ontology annotation, biological process: protein phosphorylation. The transcript has 16 exons. NCBI's taxonomy places the organism in Eukaryota, Metazoa, Arthropoda, Arachnida, Scorpiones, Buthidae.
UGUUAUUUACUUGGUCGUUCGUCAGUGGUUUUCGAGAUUUCAUCCACUAUUAGAUAUGUAACAGUUAUAUACAAAUUUUAUUUAUGAACUCCGUUAUCGAGGUAAAAUCUAAUUUGUUUUAUUUAAAAACACUCCUGUUCUGAUGGAGAUGUUAAAUAAACUGAAAAGUACUGUCAGUAGUCUAAGUACUGUGUUGCCUGGAAAUCCAGUCACAAGAGAAUAUGAAAUAGAGAAAUUAAUAGCAAGUUCUGGUCCUUCUUUAAUAUGGAAAGUGUAUAAAGGAAUUAAAAGAAGCACCAAACAGGAAGCUGCAGUAUUUGUGUUAGAAAAAAAGCAGUUAGAGAGAUAUUCUAAACAAGACCGUGAUCAUAUCUUAGAUAUUCUUAAAAAAGGAGUUUCACAGCUAACAAGGUUACGUCAUCCAAGUAUUCUUACAGUACAGCAUCCUUUGGAGGAAUCUAGAGAGAGUUUAGCAUUUGCAACAGAACCAGUCUUUGCUAGUUUAGCAAAUAUAUUGGGAAAUCAUGAAAAUCUGUGUGUUCCACCUCCAAAGGAACUUAAGGAAUUUCAGUUAUAUGACAUUGAAAUUAAAUAUGGGUUGUUGCAGGUGACCGAAGGAUUAGCAUUUUUACAUAAUGAUGUAAAAUUGUUGCAUCAUAAUAUAUGUCCAGAAUCAAUUAUUAUUAAUAAAAAUGGAGCUUGGAAAAUAUUUGGUUUUGAUUUUUGUAUACCAGCUAGUAAUCCUCAAGAUUCUCAGCCUGCAUUUUCAUUUAGGGAGGUUGAUUUUGAUAGACCCCCAAUAACACAACCACAUUUCAAUUAUAUUGCACCAGAAUAUGUAUUAACAAUGUCAUGCGAUACAGCAAGUGAUAUGUUUUCAUUGGGAGCUCUAAUGUGUGCAAUUUUUAAUAAAGGCAAUCCUAUCAUUAACAAUUAUGGUAGUUUAACUACUGUAAAAAAAAAUUUUCAUCAGUUACAGCAGCAAUCCUCUUUGAAGCUGGAUUUUGUACCUGCUGAUGUUAGAGAACAUGUAAAAAUGUUGCUGAGCACAACACCCGAAGUUAGACCUGAUGCAUUCCAAUUCUCUAAACUACAAUUUUUUGAAGAUGUUGGAGUUAAAACAUUACAGUAUUUGGAUUCUUUGUAUCAAUGGGAUAAUUUACAAAAAUCUCAUUUUUAUAAAGGCCUUCCUCAGAUUUUAACACAAAUGACAAAGCGUGUGGCUUUACAAAGAAUUCUUCCGUGUUUAGUGAAAGAAUAUGCCAAUGUAGAAAUGGUUCCUUUUGUCUUACCUAGUGUUUUACUUAUUGCCGAACAAGCUACCAAGGAAGAAUUUUGUUCUCUUAUUUUGCCAGACUUGAUACCAAUUUUCCAAAUACAAGAACCUGUUCAGAUUAUGCUGAUAUUUCUUCAAAAAAUGAAUCUGUUAUUGAACCAAUGUCCUCCAGAUGCCAUACGUAAUCAUGUAUUGCCAAUGAUUUAUUGUUCUCUUGAAGCUGAUGCACAGCAGAUUCAGGAAUUAUGUCUUAGUAUUAUACCCAGCAUUGCUGCACUAAUAGAAUAUUCGGCAAUGAAAAAUUCAUUGCUACCUCGAAUAAAGAAACUCUGUCUUCACACAAGCUAUCUAUCAGUUAGAGUCAAUUGUCUUGUAUGUAUUGGUAAUCUUUUAGAACAUUUAGAUAAAUGGUUGGUUUUAGAUGAAGUAUUACCCAUGCUGCCACAAAUACCUUCUAAAGAACCUGCUGUUUUAAUGGGAAUUUUGGGAAUAUAUAAAUUGACUAUGACUCAUAAGAAACUGGGAAUAACCAAAGACAUCAUGGCAUCUAAAGUAAUACCUUUCCUGAUGCCUUUGACUAUUGAAAAUGGACUGACUCUAAAUCAGUUCAAUGCUCUUGUGGCCGUAGUAAAAGAAAUGGUAGGCCGUGUUGAAUCUGAACAAAGGAUGAAAUUAGAACAACUAAACUCUAUUCGGCAAGAACAGAACACAAUAAACAUGUCCAAAAAUCAAUCCUUAGGUGAAAAUGAUUUAUUUGGUAAAGUUGAAACUGAUGAAAAAGCAAAGGGUGCUAUGGAGAAUAUGUUCCAAAAUCUUGGAUUAAAUGUAAACAACUGUAAUGAACAAAAUACUGUGAUCAACAAUUCACCAGUAGUAUCUUCGGUUACAUCUCAGUAUUCCUCUAAACCAUCAUUGAGUAUGGAAGAGAAAACAAGGCUUGCUUGGGAGCAGGAACAACAACAGCGACUGAAAAGUCAAGCCCCCCUCAAAUUAUCUCAACCUGCAGUGUCACUGUCCCCUCAUAAACCGAAAGAUCUCACAUCGACCCUGAUCUCCAGUAAUUUAAGUAAUUUCACAAUGACGGGAAACAUGAACUUGAACAGCACGUUUAAUCCAAUGCAGCCGGUUCUAACCCAACCAGUAUUUAGUCCCAGGAUGCCCCAACUGACCUGUGUCAAUGCCCUCUCUCCAUGCCCCACGUAUCCCAUGACUGCCGUACCGCCUCUCUCCGUGCCUCAGACAGGAAUUUACAACUACGCAACACCACAAAAGAACUUGAAUAUGUCUUCGCUGGACAAUUUGUUGCCUCAGCCAAAACAACUCCUUUCUAUGAAUCAGAUGCCAACAAGUAACAUGUUCCAAAAAUUGCCAAAUUUUACCAGAACGGAACAGACAAUCAGUUCUCCGCCACUGCAGUCUAAUGUUUCUAAGCCAGUGGCUAUCGAUGCAAAGAGUGAACUUGAUGAUCUGUUAGGAAUGUAAUUUUUCCUUUCUACGCUAAUUGUUUUAAUUUAUUCCAAAAAGUAUGAAUUAUUGAUAAUUUUUCAAAUGAAAUUCCUAUAGUACUGUGAUUAUUAAAUUGUAUCUGCUCAAAUUUAUUGAUUAAUAUAUUAAAGACUACUACGUUAUGGAGAAUUUUUGUUAUCUGUAAAUCUGGAAUUGUACAGUGUUUAUUGAAAUAAAUUUUUCUCGAAAAUCAUCAA